Messenger RNA from Pseudopodoces humilis (Tibetan ground-tit), 1628 nucleotides. RefSeq names its product MORN repeat containing 4 (gene MORN4). Gene Ontology annotation, cellular component: cell projection. The record is from RefSeq and is a predicted model, not a curated record. Lineage: Eukaryota; Metazoa; Chordata; Aves; Passeriformes; Paridae. Gene Ontology annotation, biological process: response to axon injury.
GCGGUGGUGGCCACCGCCCCUCGGCGGGACUUGGUGGAGAGAGGUGUAGGCGGACAGCGCGGAGCCAGCUCUUGUCCUGCUGUGCCAGAGGCUGUUGCCAUGACCCUCACCAAAGGCUCCUUCACCUACUCCAGCGGGGAGGAGUACCGCGGCGAGUGGAAAGAAGGUCGCAGGCACGGCAUCGGACAGCUGACAUUUGCUGAUGGCACUGCUUAUGUGGGGCACUUUGAGAACGGGCUCUUCCACGGCUGCGGCGUGCUCACCUUCUCCGAUGGCUCCAGGUACGAGGGGGAGUUUGUGCAGGGCAAGUUCAAUGGCGUUGGAGUCUUCACCCGCUGUGACAACAUGACCUUUGAGGGCGAGUUCAAAGGCGGGCGCGUGUACGGCUUCGGUCUCCUGACCUUCCCUGAUGGCUCCCACGGUGUGCCCCGCAACGAGGGCUUCUUUGAGAACAACAAGCUGCUGCGGCGGGAGAAGUGUACGGCCAUCAUCCAGAGGGCCCAGGGUGCCUCCAAAUCUGCCCACAGCUUGACAGCGUGAUGGUGCCCCACAUCCCCUCCCACCAGAGCAGGGACCCCCCUACUUGGGCACUGGCUGGCCCUGCUGGUCCUGGAGAAGGGAUGUGGCACUGCUGGGUGCCUCCCUGCCCUUCGUCCCCUCCAAGCCUCCUCCUGCCGAACCCCUGCAGCUGGAGGGGGUGGGGCCCUUCACUCUCCACCCAAGUGCCCUGGGGCAGCCGAGGUGCCUUCUCUUUCUGGCUGUAGCCCUGGCACCUGCUGGAGUAGCAGAAGGACAGGGCAACAGGGGCUUGGCCCUCUUCCCCCCAGGAAGACUGUGGACCACUACGGCUGCUAGCCAGCUGCAAAGGAUGGAGCAGGGGGGGUAGAGGCUGGUCCCUGUCCCCACUGCCAGGGUGCCUUGGCUGGAAGCUGCUGACUGAACCGCAUGCCCCCAGAGGGGCAGCUCCUGGCUCACUUUGCUGCCCUGGUCUGGAGGCAGGGUGGGCACCCCGGGCAUACCGUGGCCUGCACCCUCAGCUCUGGGUGACUGGCCAUGCCCCUGCAUGCCCAGGGUAUGGUGACAUAGUGUCCCCAAAGACCCCAGCCUGCUCUCAGGGCCAGCCUGUGGGCUGUGUUCCCCUCAUCCCUGUGCCAAUCCACCCAUCCACUCACUGCCUUUGGGACAGCAGCAGCAGCAUACCCACCAAGAGGGAGUGGGGAAUGCUCAGCCUGGCACAUGUCUGCUGCAUGCUGGUGAAGGAUGGUAGCAAUGGUGAGCAAGGAGAAGGGUCAGCUGGAACCGAGAAUGAGGUACAUGAGCAGGGCUGCCUGGGGGUGCCAGGGCUGGAGCAGGAGGCCUGGAGAGGGGAUAGAGGUAUGGCAAAGGGGCAGGCAGGGGGCACGCAGUUCCCCAUUUUGCCCCCUACAUGCGUCCUUCAUCUCCCCACUGCAUGCUCACCCUCACCCCCGGUGCACAGGGGUCCCAGCAGCCCUCACUGCCCAGUGCAAGGCUGCAGGGGCCGUGCCCAUCCUGCCAGUCUCUGCCUACACCGGGUCCCGUGCCUUGCUGUGACCCUGCCUUGUGCUGCUGCCUGCACGGGCCUCAGCUGAGUAAACCAUGUUGCCAAA